Fundulus heteroclitus (mummichog) is the source of this 784-nucleotide messenger RNA. RefSeq lists its product as uncharacterized. Gene Ontology annotation, biological process: DNA integration. Gene Ontology annotation, molecular function: nucleic acid binding. NCBI's taxonomy places the organism in Eukaryota, Metazoa, Chordata, Actinopteri, Cyprinodontiformes, Fundulidae. The record is from RefSeq and is a predicted model, not a curated record. The transcript has a single exon. Bases 8 to 784 code for a protein of 258 amino acids.
GUCAGAUAUGGUCAAACAUUUUGUAAAAAGUUGUACACUGUGUGGGCAAUUUAACUCAAAGAAGACUUUGAAACCUUUGCAGGGCAGAUUUCCUUUGAUCACAGUUCCUGGGAAGGAAGUGAUUCUUGAUUAUACAGACAUGGUGACCCCUGCUGGAGGCUUUAAGUAUUUGUUGGUGUGUGUGGACGCUUUUACAGGAUGGCCAGAGACCUGGCCUGCUAGACGAGAGGACAGCAAAACGGUGAUAAAAUGCCUCAUUAACCAUUACAUUCCCAGGCACGGGUUCCUUGAAAAGAUAAGGACUGACAAUGGAACCCACUUCAAGAACCAGGACCUGCAACGAGUGGAGUCCAGUUUAGGGCUCACACACAGGUUUGGAACAGUGUAUCACCCGCAAUCGCAGGGCAAAGUGGAGAGGAUGAACCUGAACUUGAAAAAUAAGUUGGCUAAAAUCUGUGCGCAAACGAAACUAUCAUGGGUUGAUGCCUUGCCUCUCGCUCUGAUGUCAAUCAGGUCUUCGGUUAAUUCAACCACAGGAUUUACUCCUUACGAGCUGGAGACGGGAAGAAGCUUUCCUGGGCCCCAACGUCGACCACCGGGAACUGCAGGUGACCUGCAGAGUCUGACAAGUAAGGAGUACUUUUCACAGUUGCAGGCAGUGCUGGAGGCGUACACCAAGAUCUGUGGACAUCCCAAGGAAGGAGAAAGAGGAACACCACCUCCGGACGUCGACUGGGUUUGGCUCAAGGUCAUCAAAAGAAAGUGGUCAGAGCACAUGCGGUGA